GGUGUUGGCGAAGGAACCCACCCACUUGAUCACGGACCUUCCUAUACUGGUGUGAACACUCUUUCUCAAGAGUGUCAUACACCCACAAACCUCAUGCUCUACAGUUCUGAGUUCGGUGCUGAUAAAUUGCAUGAAAUAAGUGCAAAGGCCCCAUUUGAAAAUUUGGACUGGGCUGAGGUCGAUGAAGAUGGUGGGUCGGCUACAAUAGAUGUCCUGGCGCUUGAAGAGCAAUGCCGCAAAGCAAAUCUUAAAGGAAGAAAAAGAAAGUGCUCUAAGUACCGGUGUAGCCCAUUCACCGAUCCUACAAGAAAAAGGGCCAAAGUACAAAACACGAACCCAAGCCCAACAUUUGUAGACAUACGCGAUGAUGAGUGGCUAGAGUUGAAGAAAUGGGUUGAAGAGGAUGACAACCUAGAACCAACCGUGGUUGUACUUGCUAUAACAAGCUAUAAUAAAGUGAGCCGCAAGUUUGUCCGAGAGCUGAUUGAACCGGAGGAGUGGUUGUCGAGUGAA
This is a messenger RNA of Cuscuta epithymum, 513 nucleotides long. The record is from the annotation of a GenBank genome assembly. NCBI's taxonomy places the organism in Eukaryota, Viridiplantae, Streptophyta, Magnoliopsida, Solanales, Convolvulaceae.